CAGGGCUGUCGCUUCCUUCUCCUUUCACCUCCUUCUUCGGGCCGGAGCCAAACCAGGCCCGAUCAGGCGACUGAGCCUGCUGAUGGGAUCUGAUUGGGAUGGGCACAAUCCAGCCUGAUGGAAGAGAAGACCAAGAAAGUGGAGGAGAUGGCCCUGAAGCUGGCUCGGGCUGUGGCUGGUGGGGAUGAAAAGAUGGCCGUAAGCUGUGCCACUUGGCUGGCAAAGAAUCGGACUCCACUGACCCUGCAGCUUAGAUCAGAGGUCUACCCGAAGCAGGAGAUCAAGCUAUGGGUGGGCAUGGAGGACGCCCAGAUGCACACUCUUCACAUCUGGCUGAUGGUGCGGCCCAACAUGACAGUGGCUUCUCUGAAAGACAUGGUCUUUCUGGACUAUGGCUUCCACCCCAGCCUGCAGAGGUGGGUAAUAGGCCAGCGGCUCCCCCGUGACCAAGACACACUGCACUCCUACGGGGUGAGACAAGACGGAGACAAGGCCUACCUCUACCUCCUGUCUGCCCACCACACUCAGCUCAGCCAGCAGGAGUUGCAACGGCAGCGGCAACUGCGGGUUCUGGAAGACUUGGGCUUUAGAGAUCUUGCUCUGCAGUCUCGAGGUCCACAGGAGCCCCGAACCAUGGAACCUCCAGAAAACGUCCUCUCUGAGGAUGUUGGAACUACUGCUCCCUCUACUUCGGAAACAGCCCCUGAUCCCUCAGUGGCUGGCUGGGAGUGCCCAGGCUGCACUUUCGUCAACAAGCCCACCCGACCCGGCUGUGAGAUGUGCUGUGCAGCUAGACCAGAGGGUUACCAGGUGCCCAACUCCCACCAGCCAGAUGAGGAAGAGCGGGCACGGCUCCAGAAUGAGGAGGAGAGCCUGCGGCAGUACCACCUGAGGAAGCAGAUACAGCAGAAGGGGAACUACCUGGAGCUCCUGCAGCUGGACCAGAGGAGCCUAGUGCUGAGCACAGAGGCAGUAGAGUGCCCCAUCUGCUACCUGAGCCUGGGGCCUGGCGAGGGAGUUGUCCUUCGAGAGUGUCUGCAUGCCUUCUGCAAGGACUGCCUUCAGGGCACCAUCCUGAAUAGCCAGGAGGCUGAGGUUUCCUGCCCCUACAUUGAUGAUACUUACUCCUGCCCAGGCAAGCUGCAGGAACGAGAGAUCCGAGCGCUCCUGAGCCCCGAGGACUACCAGCGCUUCCUGGACCUGGGAAUCUCCAUCGCCGAGAACAGAAGUGCCUUCAGCUAUCACUGCAAGACCCACGACUGCCGGGGCUGGUGCUUCUUCGAGGACGACGUCAACGAGUUCACCUGCCCCGUGUGUGGGCGUGUUAACUGCCUGCUCUGCAAGGCCAUUCACGAGAACAUGAACUGCAAGGAGUACCAGGACGACCUCGCCCUGAGGGCCCAGAACGACGUCGCCGCUAGGCAGACUACUGAGAUGCUCAAGCUGAUGCUGCAGCAAGGUGAGGCCAUGCACUGCCCUCAGUGCCAGAUCGUGGUACAGAAGAAGGACGGCUGUGACUGGAUCCGCUGUACCGUUUGCCACACAGAGAUUUGCUGGGUUACCAAAGGGCCACGCUGGGGCCCCGGAGGUGUUGGGGACACCAGUGGGGGCUGCCGCUGCCGGCUGAAUGGAAUCCCUUGCCACCCCAGCUGCCAGAACUGUCACUGAGGACCCUUGAGGAGGCCCAGAGUGGAUCCUGGCCAGGACUAGACAGCCAUCAGGGCAGAACCACCCUCAGGGAACUGACUUCCUGGCAGAUGCCUUUCCCUAGCCCCCUGCCCCAGCAGGCCCCUAGUGGGGAUGCCCCUUCCAGCACAGAUCAGGGAUGACCAGGUGUACUUUGGACAUGGGGGGGAGACUGCUGCCUCUCUGUGCCAUUAGAAGGGCCCCACUGGGGAGGAACCGCAGGGUCCCUGGUGCCUCCUCAGGAUGUGAGCUAAUUCCAGUGCCUUUGUUUCUUUGGGAACUCUUGGCCAGGCUUCCAGCAGAACAGACCUCUAGGCCCCUUCUCUGCUGCUAUUGCUACACUGCCCAUGUCCUGGCUUUAACCAUGCUCUGGAAAGCUGACAACGCUGAGGCUACCCACUCUGAGCCUUAAUCACCCACAGACUUCACAGUCUGGGCAGAUCUAUCCGCACUCUGGCCAUUGGCCGCCUAUAUACCUGUAGGUAACAGAGCCUUGUACAGGCACAAAGAUGGGGCUUUCCUUUUCCCCAGCUGCUGGGGUUUGUAGACCAACCCCCAGCACACUUGAGGGGGGCCUCCUUACAUGCAUGGGCCCCUGGAUUACUGAGGGAGGAGAGGACCCUCUGCCUAGGGUAAAGCACCUUGAACCUUCUGCAUCCCAUAUGUUCACAUUAAAGUUUUCUUUGGAAAAAA
Molecule: messenger RNA, 2379 nt
Organism: Gracilinanus agilis (Agile Gracile Mouse Opossum)
Lineage: Eukaryota; Metazoa; Chordata; Mammalia; Didelphimorphia; Didelphidae
Gene: RBCK1
Product: RANBP2-type and C3HC4-type zinc finger containing 1
Exons: 13
Coding region: 118-1668 (516 amino acids)
Biological process (GO): proteasome-mediated ubiquitin-dependent protein catabolic process; positive regulation of canonical NF-kappaB signal transduction; protein linear polyubiquitination
Cellular component (GO): LUBAC complex
Molecular function (GO): ubiquitin-protein transferase activity; ubiquitin binding
Source: RefSeq, a predicted model, not a curated record